ACGCUACCAGCGCCGCCAGCGCUACCAUCCCAUAAUCACCGUUAUCAUUCCGAAACUAUACGAAGUACAUGCCCGUUGUCCCCCCUCCCUAUCUAACCAGUGUCCCGGCCGCCACGUUGUUCUCCUCACUAGAGCUAGCUCUUGUAGCCACGUAUAUAAUUGGUGACAAUCACGGCAGUAAUGAACUCUUCAAUCACACUCAAUUCAACUGAACACGAAGCUUCGCACGAAAUGGAUGCUACAGAAAAUGACAGCGACGUUCGACAGAGUUACAGCGUCAGAAAGCUGAGGAAAUCGACGUCGCUACACACAUGGGUCAUCGAGGACUUCAGCUUAUGUGGUACUUCUAAUGGCUUCAUGGAGAGCGGUAUAUUCACAACGGACAAUGGAAAGACGAUGUGGCGUCUGAGACUGUACCUGCGGGGCCAGGUCCGGUACGACGAGUAUGUGUACCUCCAGCUGGUGAUGAUGGGUGCUGGGACUGUAGAGGCGAAGGGCCGGCUCUGGGUAGUCACCGCCGACAAAACGGACAAGACGUAUGCCAUGGAUAUUCGAAAGUUUUCUUCCCAAGACUUGUUCCAGGUAUACCUGGGCCAAAUGAAGGACCUCCUUGACAAAUCCGGAAGCUUUGUGACCGGUGACGUUCUCACACUGAACUGCGAAGUAACUACAGUGGAGGACUAUGGAUAUUCUUGUGCCUGUACUCCGAAGGAGCCGCUCCAAGGACCAUCCCUCGCAGACGACUUUAGUGCAUUCCUCGAAAAUUUUGAGCUAUCUGACAUGACCCUUGUUGCAGGCGGCAAAACGUUUCACGUUCACAAGGCUGUCCUCGCGGCAAGGUCGCCCGUGUUCAAUGCGAUGUUCAAGCAUGCGAUGGGAGAAAAGCUAGAGAGCCAUGUACAGUUAAACGAUUUGACUGCGGAAGUCGUAACGGAGAUGUUGAAUUUCAUCUACACAGACACGGUGCCGAACUUGAGCAGCACGGCUGUAGGUUUACUGGAAGCGGCCGAGAAGUACGACAUAAAGAGGCUCAAGUACAUGUGUGAACAAGAACUUUCCUCGGGCCUCGAAUCCGACACGGUGGUUGAUGUCUUGCGUUUAGCAGAUAGGCUUGGCGCAAUUCACUUGAAACGUGUAGCCGUGUAUUAUAUAAAUGCUCACGCUGACGAUGUCAGGAAAUCGGAAUGUUGGAAAACGAUGGUGAAGGAGGAACCGUGCUUGCUUGAAUGCAUCUACGACGGUCUUUUGCAAACCCCAAUAGACAGAGAGUAAAAGGACAGGCCAAAUGCAGGCCUGCGAAAUUGUUUCCACUUAAUAAAUAUAUAUUUUUGCUGUG
This is a messenger RNA of Ornithodoros turicata, 1336 nucleotides long. Its product is annotated as speckle-type POZ protein-like. The transcript is spliced from 2 exons. Lineage: Eukaryota; Metazoa; Arthropoda; Arachnida; Ixodida; Argasidae. Gene Ontology annotation, cellular component: cytoplasm. The record is from RefSeq and is a predicted model, not a curated record. Gene Ontology annotation, molecular function: ubiquitin protein ligase binding. Gene Ontology annotation, biological process: proteasome-mediated ubiquitin-dependent protein catabolic process; regulation of proteolysis. Bases 181 to 1272 code for a protein of 363 amino acids.